Cylas formicarius (sweet potato weevil) is the source of this 4798-nucleotide messenger RNA. RefSeq names its product E3 ubiquitin-protein ligase Mdm2-like. NCBI's taxonomy places the organism in Eukaryota, Metazoa, Arthropoda, Insecta, Coleoptera, Brentidae. The coding region runs from base 120 to 1205 and encodes 361 amino acids. The record is from RefSeq and is a predicted model, not a curated record. The transcript is spliced from 6 exons.
UGCUGUCCAUUUCGUAGAAAUCGUAAUACAAGUUUGUGCGCGUCUGUUUAAGGUGUGUUCGAAGUGAGUUCGUAUCCUUCGUUAUCGGCAUUUAAACGUUGGAUUAUAAUCUAGUCAACAUGUCAGCUACUUUAGAGUCCAAUUCAGGGUCCCCCUGGAGAAAAAGGGCUCGAGAAGACGAUGCUUCCGUCUCUUUAGAAAUAAAAGAGCUAAAGAGACCGAGAAUGUACUACUUUCGUCUGGAGAGUGAGAGUUCCAAAGCAUCUGAAGAUGAUACCGAAAGCGUCUACAGCUUGCAAGACAGAGCUACUGACAUCGUUAGAGAUACGUCUGAUACAGAUUCUAGGGCGGAUAUGGAUGAAUAUGAAGUGGAAAUUGAAUAUGAAGUUGCUAGUUUAUCUGAAGAUGAUGAACGGAAAUCUUUAAACUCAUCAAGUGAUUCAGAGGGUAUGGUAUUAUCCGCAGCUGCGGCAUUUAUAAUAGACACAUCGAUAGAGGCUUGGGUGACAGACGUUGAGGAUUCCGACAGUUCGUCGGAUGAAACGUCUUUCGGGCGCACAGAUUUCUCUACUUGCGUUCAAUGCAAAGGAGAAAAUGAUAAUCCCCUCUACAGAUAUUGUGAAAAAUGUUUUCAGGAGCGAAAGAAAUUUUUCCCGCCGAGGCCGAGAAGAAAUCGACGCGGCCGCGUCGCGAAGAACAAAAAACCCGAACCCGUGAACUCCGUGAAGCUCGACCUCUUGCGGAAUUGCCUGACAAACCUGUCGCACGAUUCGGGCAUCGGCUCGAGCCAGGAGUUUCCGUCGCUGGAGUUGGAUCGGAUCGUCGUACCGGAAUACAAAGGGGCGGCGACGCGCCUUAGUUCCGUAGAGGGCCUUAAGGUCGAGCCGGGAACGCGUCGCAAACGCAAAUCGUCCGAAAGUAGUUUAUCGGAUUACGAGGUGAAAAGGGCGCGGAAACAAGAGUGGGAGGUCGAUUCGGCUUCCGGUUCGUUCACGUCUAGCGUUGCGGAAAAACCGAACGACGAGACGACGUCCGAGCUUUGCCUGUUUUGCAAUAACGCCCCCAAAGACAGCAUAUUUUUGCACACGACUUUGGCGCACCGGUGUUGCUGUUAUCCGUGCGCGAAAAAGACACUUAAGACUACCAAACGGUGCCCGAUUUGCAAUCGUUCAGUGAAUAAGGUUCUUAGAAUAUUUACUUCUUAAAUGGGAGGGUUGUAGGGGAAUGUUGGUGUUUUCGUUUCAUGUUAAAGAUGCUGUGGGCUGCCGUGGCUGCUUUUCGCUCCACCGAAGACCUCUUGCGGUAUUGGUUCGUUCAGGCUGGCACUCGACACAGCGAAUGCCUAUUCGCGAGUUGUGAGGAAUGUCAAAAAAUAUAGAAAGGAAAAGUUUUAGGGGUCGCACAGUUUUCUGCCAGACAUUUUUAAUCCUUUUCCCAUAUUUUACACUAAGACAAUGUCACUUUUUAAGUACAUACUUUAAAAUCGGUAAGGGCAAGGUGGCUUGAGAAAGUACUUUUUUUUUAUAUCUAACAAUGUGCCUUUUACAUAGCCAAAAAGUUUCGAGUAGUUUCGUUUACGUUUUUGCUAAAUUGCCCCAUUAACAUUGCACAUCCACUGUCAAAAGUGUUUAUUAUUUUUGUGUUUUAAAUGAUGGAUUUUAAUGACUCCUAAUGAUUUUUUCUAUGUUUUCACUAUGUUUCUAUGUUCUAUGUAUAUAAAGAUACGCAACAAAUGCAACAAAAUUGAUCUACACACGUAGCAUCUUGCUUUUAACAGGUUUCAACACGUUUUGUGACGUUUUUUUUUUACUUCUUGGUUAUAAAACAAUUUACGUAUACCUAAAUACAUCUACAUUGUCCAGAUAGCGAACUCUUCCAACAUAUUAAUCUCGAAUUGUCAAUUAAAAAUUACUAGAAGCAUAAUUUAUUUUAUUUAUUAGGUGUACAUUGGCCGCAAUAAUGUUUACAAAAAUGAUAUUCAAACUGUUCAACGAUGUGGCUGAAAUAAUAUAUGGGUUCAGUAAGAUGUCAGAGCAGAAUUCUGUAAUAUUUUCGUUAACCUUGAAGUGACCUCUAAAACUAGCUAGGGUUAUGAUAUAAGCUUAGCCAUUUUUUGUUAUUCUGCGCAAGUGAAGCGUAAGGUCGUAUAUUUAACCAGAUCUCCGUUUUGAACAAGAGGAAUUUUAAGUCAAAAAUUGUAAAAUUGCGUUUGAUGUGUGCCAUGUGAAUAAGUUUUGAUUAUUUUGUGUUCCGAUUGGAAAAUCUCAGGGUAUUCAACAUUUUGUACAAAGAAAAAAAUACUAUUUGUGUAAAUAGGAUUGUAGGUUUAGAAAUUGUGCAUUUGCAAGUUCCUCCCAGACCGUUGCGGGUCGCAUUUUUGGGCCCGCGUGGCUGCGACUCGUAUAAAACGUUUAGCGUCAGCAUCUUUAAUGAUUUGUUUAAAGUGUCUUUAGGGUUCUAAGUUGGCUUAGGUGUACAGAAAAAAUUUAAUUUAUUACAGAGUUUAUAGAGCGAUAUAAUAUAACGUCAAAAAUUUAAGAGCAUAAAGACUGACCGGUUUAGUUUAGUUAGAAGUUUGAUUUGGUUUUUUUCGCGUUUUCGAAAUAAUACUCUUAAAUUUUUGAAGUAUCCCGCGUUGUCCCUAUUUGUAAUGUAGUUCCACGCUUUGUUUUUCUCUUGAAAAAUUUAAAGUUGUUGGUUGUUCCGCCAGUGUGUGAUUCAGAUUUUGAUCUCGUAUAAUUUUUUGUUUCACAAAGGAAAUGGGUUCCCGGGAGUUCCGUUUGUUAAUUGGUGGGUUAUUCGGGCGUGAAUAUUUUAUUUUUUUCUAUAUUUCCUGUAACAAAACGAUACCUAAUGUGCAAUCAUUUAACUUUGUCUCCAUAAUAAAACACUUCUAGCUAUUGCCAAUUUUUAUUUUUUACUCUUUCAGCGUUGGUCUAGGGAAAGAUAUUUGAUAGGAAGAUGAUCCAGGGUCCAGUCAAAAUUGGGUAAUGUUUUUUGAAGAAGCACCCGUUUGAUUUAUGAAAAAAGAACAUUGGUUGACAGCAAUAAUCGUGGUUUGGGUUGCUCUAUUUUUCAGUUUACCACAAGAUUUUGCGAGUUAAUUAUUAAUAUUCUUUCAUUUAUAUAUAUGCUUUAUACUUUUCAAAUGACCGAGACAAAUAUAUUCAGAGAAUAAAUAUAAAUAACAUACAUUGUACUAUAUAUUUAGUAAAAACUCUGUGGUGUUUCCGCCUUUUCGACAAGUUCAUUCGUAACGGACAUAAACGUGAAAUUUUCAAAGUCCUCUAGUAAAUCGAAGUUCUAAAUUGGGCUGGAAAUUGGUAGGUGGCAUCUCUGCCUCAAUUGAUGGAAUCACGAUAUGAAGUGUCUGAAGAUCAAUUGAUACAAAAAAGUUAUUUUGUUAAUUAUGGGUAGGUAUAGGAGUGCUAUUCAAAUGGAUUUGUCAAUUUUGAAUAUCUAAUAAAACUUCUCUCCCUGCGCAUUCGCCGCCUUUGGUUAUUUACUUUCUGUGAAAAUACAGGUCAUAGUUUCUCAUUCCUGGCGCAUUCGCCUUUGUUGAAAAUGGAAAUAGAAUAUAGAUUGUAAGGGAUAAUUGCUUACACUUUAGCAUCAACCCAUCUUAUUAUUUUUAAACGGUUCGAAGAACGUCAGCCCGAUUUGAAAAAUAUUUUAAGUGGUAACAUAUCUUCGUUUCGUGCAAUAUAUUUGCUUAGUGCUUCAAUCCAGUAUUUUAUACCCAUCUUUAUGAUUAUUCUCAAAAAUAUUCAGUGUUCGCAUCGUAUUAAAUCGUAAGCCAAUAUUUGAAGUAAAAUCGGAACGUAGGUUCGUCACGUCACCAGUUUAUACGAAUUGGGAGUUGCCUAUAGUUAGUUGCUCUUAAAUAUAGCGGGUGCAUAUAAUAUAAAAUAAAUGUGCUUUCUUGGAAUAUUCCCGCUGAGAAAAAACAAUGAUUGUAAUGUUUAUAUAUGGAUAUUCUAAACAAUAUAAUUGUAAAUGUUGUGAUUUGCUAUUGACCCAAUUUGUUAGGAAUUUUACCUGGCGGUAACAAGCAAAAUUUUUGUUUUCGCAAAUUUUGUCUAGGGGAGGACAUACGUGUGGUUACGUUUCUGAUGUAUUUUUUUUUAUUAACAAUCGAGCAAAGAAAUAAAAAAAAAGUACUUGUGAGUUUUUUUAAAGUGACAAAUGACAUUUUAUUUAGGAUUCAACGGUUUUUUCAACGUUUCCAUAAUAAAAACUGUGUUUUCAAAAAGGACAACGCAUUAAUAAGGUUACCAAAAUAUAAACAAAACCUUUCAGGUAUAUUCUUAUGAAGGCAUUCGAAUGGAAAUAAAAUAAAGACUUUCGUGUAGAAAAAAUGUAAUAGUUUUCUUUUAUAAAAACAUUGUUUUUAUGAAACGCCCGGGAUAAUUAAAACAAUUCUUACUUCUACCAGCACAAUAUUCUUAAAUUUUCUGAUGGAAAAUAUAAUUAUUUUUUUUUUGUCGGCUAUUUAGUGUGCUAGAUUUUAAAUUUAGUUGUACACAUAAUUAUUGAAAUGAACAUUUUACAAUUUAUUUGAUAUCCAAUUUAUUUUUGUCACUAGGCAAACAAACAAUAUCUCGUAUCAAAAGUCGCAUUUUGAAUUCGAAACAACUUCGAGUAAAAACAUAAGGCUUAUCGAUGACUCACAUUUCCUCCCCGACGACAAGGAGACAGUGCAAGCUACGGCCCCACUAAAACGGUCUGCCUACCUAAAGUGGUCCACAUACGUUAAAAAUUAUUGUACCUUGCGAUGCGCUAUGCCUAUAAAGUUGAU